UCUCAGAAAUUUAGCAUGGACCAUAUAUAUUUCUUGAGAGUUUGGAGACAUUGAAAUUUCAGAUUCUUGUCUGUGGUUAAACCUCGGAACUAGAGACAGGGUAUGGUCUUAUAAUAUCAAGUCACUUUUUUAUAAACUCUUAUCUUAAACUCUCCCCUUCUCUCUCAACACUGGCUUGUAUCUUUAGCUUUGGUAGUUCAUCAUGAGAAUGCUUCUUGGUCUCUUGUUUCUCUUGGUUUUAACCGGCUACUCAAGUGCAACUUACUGUCUAUGCCGAGAUGGAGUUGCAGAGAAAGAUCUUCAAACGACGAUAGAUUAUGCAUGUGGAGUUUUAGGAGAUUGUAACCAAAUCCAUGACAAAGGUCCUUGUUACCAACCCAACAAUGUCAAAGGCCAUUGUGAUUGGGCAGCGAAUAGCUAUUUCCAAAGAGCCGGUCAAGUUCCUGGAAGCUGUAAUUUCUCAGGAACUGCUACUACCAGUCCAAAUCUUCCUUCAACUGUGGUUACUGGUUGCAUCUAUCCUUCAAGUCCUGGGAAUGCAGGGACAGGAGCUCCAGGGACACCGACCUUUCUAGGACCUCCUGCGUUUGGUCCGGCCGGAGGUUUUGAUCCUUCAGGGAGUGAUGCUUUGAGUUUGCUCACUUCAAUAGCAGUCACACUUGGUUUCUCCGUCGUCGCGUUUCUAUAAAAGGCAGUAGUAGUGUGACUAGAAAGUGGGGUUAAGAAUUUUAAUCUACGGAUGAAGUUUUGCCACGUAUGAAUGCAAGUUCCUUGAAGCAGACAUCCACCUAGUGUUGCUUUUCUUCAUGUUUAGGCUUUUCUGAUUUAUGUUUGUUUCUUUCUUUCAUGUAUGCAAUGCAAUGUAAGUAAGAGUUAAUGGC
Eruca vesicaria subsp. sativa (arugula) is the source of this 881-nucleotide messenger RNA. The record is from the annotation of a GenBank genome assembly. Lineage: Eukaryota; Viridiplantae; Streptophyta; Magnoliopsida; Brassicales; Brassicaceae.